This is a messenger RNA of Sander lucioperca (pikeperch), 5559 nucleotides long. RefSeq names its product BRD4-interacting chromatin-remodeling complex-associated protein. Gene Ontology annotation, cellular component: SWI/SNF complex. Lineage: Eukaryota; Metazoa; Chordata; Actinopteri; Perciformes; Percidae. Gene Ontology annotation, biological process: positive regulation of DNA-templated transcription. The coding region runs from base 418 to 4338 and encodes 1306 amino acids. The transcript has 14 exons. The record is from RefSeq and is a predicted model, not a curated record.
UCUCCACCUUUGUGAUCGACUCUCCCAGUCUGUUUCUCACACCCACCCCGGUACCCCCCUCCCCCCACCCCUCCUCCUCCACAACACCCCUCCUCCUCCUCCUCCAUCCCACCCUACCCACCACCCCUCUCCUCCUUUUAGCAUCUGAAAAGACCACUGAGUGAGAAUCGAUGGCGCAGAGGCCCGCUUGACAGGACAAUAAACCACAAAGAAGGGCCUCUCCACCGGCUUCCCCGCACCGUGAACACGCAACGAAGCGAUGCCCCAGCAGCAGAGGGAGGACCCGUCUCCGACCCGCCGCCUCGGCCUGGCAUCGCGCCGCCUCCAGACACUGAAGCCCGGCCACGACUUCCCAUGAGGCCACCACUAGAACUCAGCUCGACCGCUCUGUAUGGGGCCUCUCACAUAUGAAUUGACAUGGAGGAUGAAGAUGGGACUUGUCUACUUGAUGUUUUGUGUGACCCCCAAGCCCUGAAUGACUUCCUUCAUGGGACCAAUGAGCUGCAGACUGAAGACCUGCUCAUUAACUCCUCCUCUGGGGAGCCCUCCCUCUUCGCAGAUGCCCCGAGCCCCGUCUCUCUGCUGGGAGACGGCAGGGGUUCCCCAGACACACCUCCACCUGGGUGUGUGGAUCUGUCCUUCCUGGAGGAGGCCCUCCUGUCAUCGCCGGAGGGUGGAGAAGACCCGCAGUUGGUGCAGGCUGGGACACCUGUGGAGGCUGGAUUUGAGGCAAGGAAGGGAAAGGAGGAGGAGGAGGAGGAGGAAGCGGAGGAGGCAGAGGUGGCAUGUGAUAUCCUCCAGCAGAGCCUGCAGGAGGCUGAGAUCACAGAGCAGACCAUGGCUCUGGAGGCAGGUCUGGCCCAGCCUGGGGACAGCCUGUCCCUGUACUCGCCUGCCCCUCUCCUCUCUCCACCCACCGUACCAUACAUGCCCAAGUCUGUGACUUUGCCCAUCAGAGACACCCAGGCAGCAGUGGAGCCUCCCCAGCCCUCCCUCCUGGCUGUUGGGCCAGGCUGCCCUUCUCUAAAACCUGCUGCCCCUCCUCAGCUGAUGGGGCUCCUGCCUGGAAACGUGUUCCCUGCUGCUUCUCCAGAGACCUCCUUCUCUCUGAGUCCUGCCCAGGCAUCCAGUAUGAUCAUCCAUCACAAGGCUGUUCCCAGUGUGACUAGUCGUCCUCUUAUCACCCCAACCCUGAGAACAGCAGCAGCAGCGGCACCGGGCAUCGUCCUGCAGCGUGCCCCUCUUCACAUCCAACCCAAGCUGCCUAUCAGCAUUCAGCCCAGGCUGGUUCAAAUUAGCCCCAAGCCUUCUGGGCAAAAACACACCCCAGGUCUUACGUUUGUCCCUGGGACUGCCUCACCAAAUAUUUUACUGUCCCAACCUCCGAGCCAGAAGCCUGCAGCUCCGCCGCCGCAGCCCACCCAGCAGCUCCCCAAACCGGUCAGCCUGCAGCUGGUCAACCAAGGCGGCUCCUUCGUGCUCCAGCCUCAGGGACUCUUCCAGGGCCAAAACCAGUUCCUUCUUCCAGGCCAGUCCCCUGUAACCAUCUCCCAGCCUGCUGGCGCAGCUCGACCGUUGCUGACCCCCAGUCACCGUGGCCCGUCGCUCCACGCCGUGAACCCCUCCACUGGGCAGCUCGUAGAGGGCUCUCAGAUCCUGACCAUGCCCCAAAGACAGCUCAACUUCAGCCCUGUCUUCACCACCUCUUCGGGGCAGCUAGCGCUCCGCCAGGCCACUGUGCUGUCAGGACCUUUGCAGCUACAGUCAGCGCCCCCUACCGUCUUCCAGAUGCCUGCACAGCUGGCUGGAACCUACACUCCAGGAGGGCAGGGGCAGCGCACCACCCUGGUCCACAGUCCCGCUCUUGGGAACCACAUUACGCUGAUCAACAGUUCAGGGGUGCUUCCCUCAGAUCUCACUUCCAUCUCGAUUGUGAACGGCCCCUCAGUAGUUCAGGGCCUGCCCUUUGCUGCCCAGGCAAACACAGGAGGGACAGAAGGACAGCUGAGCCUCCAGCAGGCCUCUGUGGUGCUGCUGCCAGAAAGAGCCAUGCAAGAGGAGAGGACCGGCUCAGAGGAGACCUUCCACCAACUCCCACAGCCCUAUGGACAUGUCCUCCAGCAUGUGUCGGUGCAGCCCACCUCUGCAGGGCUGCAGUCCUCUCCUCCUGUAGUCACAGUUCUGCAGCCUCCCCCUGAACCACCUCUGGCUCCCGAUCCAGCUGUGGAGAUCCCCAAACUUCUGCUGCCCCCAGCAGACAUGACCCAAGUAGUGGAGGAGGUGACCCACUCACUGAGUCCGAACGAGGCCUUUAUGCAACAUCUGCAACAGCAAGCACUUAGUUCUCCUAUCACAUCUGAGCUGUUGGCUGGAGCGCUGCCAGUGGUGCCCAUGGAGUCGCUUGCCUCCCCGGUGGCCAGUGAGAGAGAGACUCAACCACAGACCCAUGCACUCUCUGGCACUGUGAUGUCUGACCAGUGUGUCCAGGCUUCUCCGCUUCACUCCGACCCAGAGGACACGCCGCUCAUCUGCUCCCCCUCUCCCAUUCAGGACUCCGAGAGACCAGCUCCGCCAAGUUUCUCCCCUCAGAUCACUCUGCCUGGACCUGAGAGUUCAGCUCCCCGGCCUCACAUCGAGCCCCAAGUCCCUCUUCAGCUCCAGGUCUCACAGGCCUUAUUUGCCCAGAGCCAGGUGCAGCUCCUGUCUUCUGUCUCCCAGCCUCCGCUCCAACUCCAGUCGUCUGUCUCCCAGCCUCCACCCCAGCUCCAGCCGUCUGUCUCCCAGUCUCCACCGCAGCUCCAGUCGUCCGUCUCCCAGCCCCAGCUCCAGUCGUCUCUCUCCCAGCCUCCGCCCCAGCUCCAGUCGUCUCUCUCCCAGCCUCCGCCCCAGCUCCAGUUGUCUGUCUCCCAGCCUCAGUCCUUGGUCAACGCUGCAGUCCACAGCAGUCCCUCCCCUCUGCGUGUCUCGGUGCCUCAGCAGCAGCCUGAUCCCACAGCUGCAUCUGCUAGUCUCUCCAAAGGAGGAGACAACUCUGCUGUCCAACAGCACACACACAACAAGCCAACAGCUGCCUUGGUCGUGGAGAGUAAAGCGUUUACUCUCGAUGUCCAUCCACCCUCUCCUGCAGCCCAGGGUGUCCAGGCCCACGGGCCCCCAGCUCCCAGAGAGGGGGCCCCCAUCCGGACGAGCCAGCAGACCGGCACCAAGCUGGCAGGUCCUCCAGAGCAGCAGAGAGAGGAGAGGCUCACACCAGCAAUGCGCAGGCACAGGUUCCAGCAGCAGAUGUGUUUGGACCACGCAGCGGUUCAGACCCCCUUCACCGGCCCGGCCUUUUCCACACUGAAGGACGCUGUUCGGCGCCUGCUGCCAUACCACGCCUGCGCCGGUCACCUGCCCACUCAAGAUGACUUCAAUUUAGUGGACCAGGAGUUUGACACGGUGUCCGGUUUCCUGCUGAAACGCACCAAGGACAUGGUCAACAAAUACAGGCAGCUACUGGUUAGAGAAGCCCAGCAGGAGAGUCCGUCAGCAGAGAUGGUGAUGCUGGAGCGUCUCUUCCUCCAGGCCGAGCGAUGCGCUUUAGCGGAGGACAGACGGAGAGUCCGCAGAGACCCGGAGUCAUUCAUGACGGUCUUGGCUACAUCAGCGUCUUCCCCCCACGGUGCCCACUCCGCCGCUCCGUCCCAGCUGUGCUCCUCCGGCAGCCCCUCCUCUUCCCCAGCCUGGACCAGACUGUCCGACCGGCCCCCGGGACUGAAGACAUACCGCUCCAGCUGCCGCGGGGCUCUCAGGCUCACCAUCAAGCAGGAGUCCGGCUCCCGUAAGGUGGUUCACAACUCGGCCUGCGACCCGGGACUCAAGAGGGACCACACGGGGCAGCUGACCAACGGCGGAGCUUUGAACCAACGCCACCCUCAGGCACCCAACGGAGCACCCCGGUGUCCUCAGCAUGAUGAGGAGAUCUCCAACGGAGCUCUGCCUUGUAACACUGCAGAGGAAGUCCCACAGACAGCGGCCAUUUCCAAAAUAAAAGCCCCAAGCCCUCUUUUUAUGCCAGAGCCACAGGUUGGUUGCUUCGAGUUGCCUCCCAGAGAUGUCAGCGCCCCGAAACUUAAAUGCUACAGGUUGGAUGCGUCACCUCGGCCGGAGCAGCGGUUCAGCCCGCCGCCUCCCCCUCCCCUCCAAGAGGACAACAUGCUCAGUGAACAUCUACAGAGUGCCAUCGACAGCAUCCUGGAGCUUCAGCGCCUGCAGGGCCCCUCUGCAGCCCCUACCAGGGCCACGUCAGGCCCUUCACUGGACCAGGCUGUCACCAGCAUCCUGGAGGGACACCUCUGAGGUAAACUGCCCCGACAGACAUCCACACAGAUGCAGAAACAUCUGUCAAAAGGAAGGUGUACUUGACUUCUUAUCUGUUCCCAGAACUUGAAGAGAUUUUGUUUCUGGGUUUCAGAGAUUACUUUUAAGGAACCGAUUGUUUGAAAGAAGAGGGAGGAGGGGGAAAAAAAACGAAGAGGCACUAUAAAGAGAUUGCAUACCAGACAACAGCACUAUCUAUAGUCCGAUAGAUGUUAGAUACUUCAUUUUGAUGUACGUUUGUGGAAAAAAAAAAUCUAUUUGAAUAGGAGCUAUAUUGUUUCAGUGGUAGUUAAGUCAUUCAGAGGUUUACGACACUGGUGUAACCUUCAUCAGCAUAUAGUAUAUAAGUAAUAGUGAGGAUAACGACAAACGUGGAGUAGACUGAGAUUAUUCAAUAGUUUUUUAUACGAUUUCUUUUAAAAAUGUGAAGUUUCUUUUGCAUAGUGCCAAGCUUCCAGGGUAUUUAUUUUGAUAAUGUGUGCCAAUUGUGUUUUGCAUUGAGAAAGGCAGCGAGUGUGUGUGACAAAGUGUGUGUGUGUGUGUGUGUGUGUGUGUGCGUGUGUGUGUGUGUGUGUGUGUGUGUGUGUGUGUGUGUGUGUGUGUGUGAAAACAUUGCAUCCUGCGACGGGGACAGUACAUAUAAGUCCCCGCAGGUUCCAUCAUCUCGGCUUAUCGGAUGAAACUCCAAAGAAUUUGUGACUUGCUACAUCCUGAAUACACCAGCAAACGUCCACGUUGUUUCUUCUCCCAGACUGGAGGCUGUCCUCCUUAAAAGCAGAAAGAAACCCGAGGGGAACGCAAAAGAAAUUAGGCAGAGUCGUGUUUUAUUUUUAAGUUUGAAGCCUUUUGUUGUCAGACGAGAAUGGUUUCUCUUACUUUAUGUAUCAACAUGCGAGCAAUAAUGAGUUAUGGUUGUUAGGAGCAGUGGUGGUGCAGCGAGGAGGAGGAAGGAGAUCUUUGCCUGUCUCGCUUAUCGCCCGGGAAGAUUGUUUUUGCAGGAUUUGAGAGAUGCUUGUUUUGUCAUCGAAGCCCGUGUAGUUUAGAAAUUGUGUUUCAAGCAUGUUCGAGGGUCACCAAACGGCAUAAACGGUCACGUAAAUGUCCAGUUUGAGAAAGGAAAAAACGCCAAAACUGCAGUUGUUUUCCACGACAGACACUGUACAGCCUGUCUGCAUCAUCAAACAGCCUUUGACCAAAAAA